Messenger RNA from Geosmithia morbida, 1071 nucleotides. RefSeq lists its product as uncharacterized. The record is from RefSeq and is a predicted model, not a curated record. Bases 1 to 1071 code for a protein of 356 amino acids. The transcript has a single exon. Lineage: Eukaryota; Fungi; Ascomycota; Sordariomycetes; Hypocreales; Bionectriaceae. Gene Ontology annotation, molecular function: gamma-glutamylcyclotransferase activity.
AUGGCUUCCCAACCACCAGGAAAGCAGCCGUUACCCCCUAGUAGGCCCACCACCUACUACUUUGCAUAUGGGAGUAACCUGCACCUCAGGCAGAUGAAGCGUCGAUGUCCCGAUAGCAAGUAUAUCGGGCGGGCUAGGCUGCUUAACCACCGCUGGCAAAUCAAUCAGCGUGGGUAUGCGAACGUCGUGGCUGCUCAUGGACAUUGGGUCGACGGUCUUGUGUAUGAAAUCAACGCCGUCGACGAGGCCAAACUCGAUAUCAACGAGGGCGUCUCAAAGAAUGCGUACAUAAAACGUCGUAUGGAUGUUCACCUGCACCGGGCCCCAAAUGUGCUGUAUCGUCGUCCGACCUCAUGGAUUGUCGAUAGUGGCGGACCUGGUAAAGUCCUACGUCAGGCAAACAACAAGUCUACUACGGCUGCUACUGCCGCUGGCGGCAGUAACAGCAACGACAACAACGACAACCAUAACAACGACAACAAUAGCAACGACAACAAUAGCAGCAGCAAUAACAACAACAACAACAACAGCAGCAGCAGCAGCAGCAGCAGCAGCAGCAGCAAGAAGAAGAAGAAUGCCAACAUUUCCCAUCAUUGGGUUCAGAAAGUCCUCGUAUACAUCAGCAUCAACCAUGUCGAGGACAGUUCUCCAAAGGCCGAGUACAUCAACCGCAUCAACCUGGGAAUCGCCGACGCCAGGGCCCUCGGUGUAGACGAAGACUACAUCACAAACUGCAUACGUCCAUUCAUCCCCGCUCCCGCAAAAUCCCAGGACCAGCUGGCUGUGCCGGGUGGCGGCGUAAGGAGAAAGACUGGCUCGCCUCGUGGCCAGAAGCGCACAGUCUCUCCGAGGAGCGGCGAUCAUUCCCCUGCUCGGGCAGAGUCAUCAGCACCAUCACCAAACCGCCAGGAAAGGCGGUCACCUUCAGCAAUUCGGGAAGAAAACAACCCGUCAAGAAAGAGGCGUGUUGUACCCGACGAGAACAAUCCUCCCACCCUGCCGCCUCGCCCUUCACGGAAGUACCAUGGCGAAGCGCUCAUUGUCGUGGAGGAGGGCUUGUUUUCACACUAG